Molecule: messenger RNA, 333 nt
Organism: Yarrowia lipolytica CLIB122
Lineage: Eukaryota; Fungi; Ascomycota; Dipodascomycetes; Dipodascales
Biological process (GO): transcription elongation-coupled chromatin remodeling; regulation of transcription elongation by RNA polymerase II
Cellular component (GO): nucleus; DSIF complex
Molecular function (GO): zinc ion binding; RNA polymerase II complex binding
Source: RefSeq, a predicted model, not a curated record
AUGUCUACUCGAACUGAGCGAGCAUGUAUGCUCUGUGGAAUCGUCCAGCCGCUCAAGGCUUUCAUUUCCAAGGGAUGUCCUAACUGCGAUUCGGUGCUCGACAUGAAGGCCGACGAUAGUCUGACACAGGACUGCACCAGUCCAUCAUUCGAAGGCCAGGUGGCGCUCUGUGACCCCAGCUCAUCGUGGGUGUCCAAGUGGCUGCGAAUCGACGGCUUCCAGCCCGGUCUGUAUGCCGUCAAGGUGAAUGGAAAGUUGCCGCAGGACAUUGUGGAUGAUCUGAAGAGCAAGGGUGUGGUUUACCGACCUCGAGACGGCUCUGCCCAGGAUUAG